Humulus lupulus (European hop) is the source of this 396-nucleotide messenger RNA. RefSeq lists its product as uncharacterized. Lineage: Eukaryota; Viridiplantae; Streptophyta; Magnoliopsida; Rosales; Cannabaceae. The coding region runs from base 1 to 396 and encodes 131 amino acids. The transcript has 2 exons. Gene Ontology annotation, molecular function: nucleic acid binding. The record is from RefSeq and is a predicted model, not a curated record. Gene Ontology annotation, biological process: DNA integration.
AUGCCAGGAAUAGAUGAAGAAAUAGUCGAGCAAUCACCAGAGUCUGGACCACUGCCCAAUACAGAUGUUGGGCAGAACACCGAGCACCCAACGUCUAGUACUGUUCAUUCUGAGGAAGAACCCCAGUUACUAAAGGGAAAGGGAGGAGUUCAGUAUGCAAUCGUGGCAGUUGAUUACUUCACCAAGUGGACGGAAGUCGAGCCACUGGAACCCAUCACUUCUAAGAAAGUACUGGACUUUGUGGUGAAAAAUAUACUCUGCAUAUUUGCUCUACCCCAAAAGAUAGUGUCUGACAACGACACUCAGUUUGACAACCAACUGUUUACUGAUUUCUAUGCCAAACAUAACAUCACAAAAAGGUUCUCAGCAGUCUCACACCCUCAAGCAAAUGGGUAG